AUGGCCAACAAAUCCAGCCCCGACCCUCUGUCAGAAAAUGGUGGCAUAUUCCGACACGCUAGGCUCAGUUCCAACCCCCGUUCGAAAGGAUGCAGCCCAUAUCACUGUCCUGAGGACGGUUCCCAGGCCGAAGACUCUCCCUCAAGUGCGGAGUCCCAACCGUCAUUGCUCAGCCAGCUGAGAACCUCGCAGCCGAAAGUCAAGCACGUCAUCCAAGAUGAUGGGAACGAACAGUAUCAUGUAUCUCAGACACGCGGCCACCGGAGCAACCCUUCAUAUCAUCCUGAAGAAGACACAGAACUUGUUGGGGGGAUUGAUACGUUCGUCUUCGCACCACAGCCCAAGUACAAGCCGAAUCAGUUUUCUGGCCACCAGCAGCGUCGAUCCAUCAAUUUCAGUGCCCUCAGUGGGCGGCAAGAUGCAGUGCCUCAAGAGGACUGGGCAGAUGCCGGCAACGUACGACCUACCCAGCCCCAGGAUCAGCCAGCUUUGAUAGACGAUAAUAGUCACCACUACAACGACGUCAACACCCAUGCAAACAAUAUGCCAGCUGCUAUCUCUCGAAGUGAUCAAGGACGAAGGGGGACUCCUUUUCAACGCUUGAGGGCUGCAGAAUUCGACCCUGAGCAAUCGAGUAGCCACGGUCAGCUACCGGGCCGAGGCCUCUCAGAUCAGAUGACUACCAGCUCUGAGAGAGAUACAGCUGGAAUGUCGGUCUCGAGACGCCCCUCUGUCCAGGCCGAGCAGAAAAUAAAUGGUUCUGCUAUCGAGGACCGCAGUAUUCGACCCUUUGCUGAUGCCGAUGCCAUUCUUCCCUGCGAUCAAUGGGAGACUCUGCAGCCUGCACUUGAACAAACGGCUACUGAUAGGGGUAUUCCUUCACAGCGGCACGGUUCUCGGGGAGAAAAUGAAGGCGAACAACAGCAAUGUGUGGUUUCAGAUCGAGACUUGGAACCACGCCUCUCCGAAAUUAGCAAACCCGUCGAUGAUGAUCGUGUGAUGCCUCGUCAGAUAGCCCGAGUUCAAAGACAGCAUCACGAGACAGUUGAGAUUCGGUCGUCUACUCCAGUUGGCGACUUGGAAAUGCCACAGAAACAAACUCCUGGUUCUGCUCGCAAGUCGAAACGACAGCACUCUUGGCCUAGAGAGCAGUCAAUUCGACGUAUCAGGCGCGACCAAGAUGCCAGAGAUGUUCCGCAACGUACGAAAUCGCGUCUCUCAAAUACUUCUCGGCGUCGCAAGCACUCCCACCGCCAAUCACAACACGGCAAACCGAGUCAGGAAAAGGCCAACUCAGGCUUGGAGAACCAGCAGGUUACGGCAGAGAGCCACUAUGAAGCACUCGAAAGUAUGUCGGCUCACUACAACAAAGUUCUCAGCUACUCAAAAGAAGUUGAGCACAAGAUGAAUAGCCGUCUCCUGGGCCAGAAGCAGCAGAUCGAAGAACUGGAGACUCGGUUACAGCAGUAUCAAGCACGUUAUCAGAAAGACUGCGACCGCCGGGUGCAGUCGAACUCAGAGCUUUCUCUUUUACAACAUCAAAAGGACGAGCUCUCCCAGAAUCUAGCUCAACAAGGCGGACGACUGCAUGAACUAGAACGGAAAGUGGCCGAUCUGCAAGCUGAGAGAGAAACGCAAGACAAAGAAGCGACUAGAUUGCACCAAGAGCUGGAGGUCACACAUUCGAAGCUCGACAAGUUUCAAGAGAAAAGCCGCUCGUACAAGGAUCACCUCAAUAAGGCUGUUGCAGAACACCAACAACUCUGGCAAAAUUCGAGAGAUAUCACCGAAAACACCAUCAAUAGCAUGAGAAAGGAGCAUCAAGAGGCGGAAGAGAAGUUCAAGUUGGCCAUGGCAGAGAAACAGGCUGCCCAGGAUAAGUUGAAUCUCAUUUCCAAACACAAGCAGGUACUUCUCCAGCAGGAAGUGACAGCGGACAAUCUUGAGAAAGAUUACGAUUUUGAGGCACAGAGAGCCAAGAAGUUGGAGGGAAAGCUCCUCGACGCGGAUGCCUUGAAGGGUCUGCUGCGCCAGAUCGAUGAGAAUGUGGCUGGAGUCUGCUCGGAGGUGGGCAAUAUGCAAGCGCGCUCUCUCGAAGCGCCCGCUGUGCCAACCGAGGUCAUGAGAAGGUUGGACGAAAUUGCGGGCCACGUGCAAUGUUUCCCUCAAGUCAACGUAGAAGAUGAGCUUCAGCGAGCUUUAGAGACCUUUCAAAAGGAAAUGAUGCCACAACUUUUGGAGGAGUUGAAAUCAACUAUGACUGGUCAGUCCAUCGAAGAAAGACUGCAAAGUCUACAGGAGACGCUCCAGAAACAGUCGUUAUCGACGGAGGCGGAGCGCGAACAUCGUCAGGAACAGUUGAUGCUACAACUUUCGGAGAGAAAGGACGAGAACAGCAAACUUGCACAGGAUCUUCUGGCCAAGGAUGCUGAAAUCGCAGAUAUGUCCAACUGUGUUUCUGAACUUAGUCAAAAACCACGAGAGGCGAGAGACUCUGCAGAGUUGGCAUCAAAGAGGGCAACAAUCAUGGAAGAAAGGCUCCGAGAGUUACAGCAAAGCCUCUCAAGCAAGGAUUAUCAGGUCGCAGAGACGCAGACUGAGCUUCAGCUCCAGCGACAAGGGCACGAGACCAAGAUCCGAGAGCUUCAGGAGAAGUUACGGAUUGCCGAGGAAAGUGGCCAUCUGCAACGACAGCUAGCCGAAGAGACGGAGAAGAAUCUCGCAAAAAGGUCCGAGGAAGAUAAAGAAACCCAAACACGGCUGAAGAGCUCGGAAGAAUCUCUGCACCAGGCUCAGCAACAGUUGGCAAUGGCCGAGACGGAGGUUGAACGCCUAAAGGCCUUGGACAGUGUUACCAGAGCAUCGAAACUCGAAAAGGAGUUGGAGAAUGCUCAUCAAAGAGUCACCAAUCUCACACUCAAGCUUCGCGAUACGCAGGUCUUGGCUGCUAACAACGGCCAGCUUGAUCAGGUAGCCGAACAGCUUGCCCAGCUCCAAAUACUGAAGGAAGAAGUCAAGCAGCUCAGGUCAAAUGGCAAGGCAUACGCGGCGGUCAGUAAGGACUUCGCAAAAACACUCGACAGACAAGAUGCCGCGGGAAACGACGAUAUUCUCAUCUCUGAUAGUCUUGUGCUGCCGGAACCAAUGCUUCCUGUGUUGCUGCAGCAAGAUGUUUAUGAUCCUCUGAACGACUUUCAGCCGAGCUCCUCUGACAUGCCGCUGAUCCGAGCCAGCAAGCGAACGGUUUUUCGCAGUCCUGUUGAAGAGUCGGAAGAUGAGAUGCCUGCGCCAUCAGUCGAGCAGGAGAAGUCGCAGCGAAUGGAGGUAGCCGUUCAGGGAUCCAAAAUAAGAUCGAUCCUCCGCCCCCAGAGAACUCCGGUUGCAAAAGCAUCGAAAGGAAGUAACGAUACCAUGGUCGCGCGCCAUGCUGGACACUCUUCGUACAACCGACCCGUGCAAAGUGCCCCCAAGUCCAGUCAGGAGGCCAUCUUGGGUGUCAAGAACAGCCUUGUGGGCAACCGCGAGGCAAACCUCGGCGAUUUGACCAACCCUAACCAAUGGGAAAGACUUGACCGACCAGCGAGCUUGUCGGAGCAGCGCGGAACCAAAAGAUCUAGCAACGCCCAGCAAUGGUCUCGAGGCUCGAAACGGUCCAAACCAUGCUUCACCGAGAAUGAAGACAAUCGGGAGACUUCACAGGCCGCGGGAAGCAAUAAUGAGGACUGUCUCCGGGCCGAACCAUCGGAGCGCAACCAAAGAGACGGCAAUAGGGUGGCUCCAGUAACCGUGGAUGAUGAUCAAGUUUCCCACCAUUUCUUCCCAAGCGCUUCCAAGUCGAAUGAGGGCACAGGUUAA
Molecule: messenger RNA, 3855 nt
Organism: Colletotrichum paranaense
Lineage: Eukaryota; Fungi; Ascomycota; Sordariomycetes; Glomerellales; Glomerellaceae
Exons: 4
Coding region: 1-3855 (1284 amino acids)
Source: RefSeq, a predicted model, not a curated record